Entamoeba invadens IP1 is the source of this 1332-nucleotide messenger RNA. RefSeq lists its product as hypothetical. Gene Ontology annotation, biological process: regulation of DNA double-strand break processing. The record is from RefSeq and is a predicted model, not a curated record. Gene Ontology annotation, molecular function: protein binding. The coding region runs from base 1 to 1332 and encodes 443 amino acids. Lineage: Eukaryota; Evosea; Mastigamoebida; Endamoebidae. Gene Ontology annotation, cellular component: nucleus; site of double-strand break. The transcript has a single exon.
AUGGUCGAUGUGAGUUCUGAUGGGUUUGAAGAGUCGUCUGUUGAUCAAAAUCCUUACUUACUCCCAAUCACUUCGCAGAUAUUAAUCAAGUCGUCAAAUCAGGCGAUCACGUCAAUAGCAAUUGAAAAGAGUGGUGCGAGAUUUUUAGUUGGCGGAAUGGAAGGGGUUAUACGCUUCUAUGAUUUUGGAGGGAUGGACGCGAGAUUUUCUUCAUUUCGGGAAAUCACGCCGCAAGUGAAUGUUGCGAUUCAUUCUGUCACGCAGAGUGCCAAAAGUGAUUUAUUUCUCGUUGUCACGAAUUCUGUUCAAAUGAAGAUCUAUGAGAGGAAUGGUACCGAGAAAGUUUCAACGAAGAAGGGGGAUAUGUAUAUAGUUGAUUUUAAACAAACGCACGGACACACUUCGACCGUCACGAGUGGGGAGUUUAGUCCGAUAUCUUCGCAGUCGUUUGUUUCGUCAUCUUUAGAUGGAACGCUUCGGGUCUGGGACGUCAACAGUUGCAGUCGAACACAAACGAAUGUCAUUAAGAUGUGUAAAACCGCGCGCGCGAGUGUUUACACUGCCGGAUAUCAAACGGAAACGUCGAUUUUCGGGUCGUACAACAAUUGCAUUCAAACGUAUGAUCUCCGCUCGUCAUUCUAUUCCCCGACGCUUUCUUUGACGUGCGACGAAAAUGCAGUUGAAAUCAAUUCGGUGGUAUUCAACGAUUAUUACGCCUUCUCUCGCUCAAAAUGUGACGUCACACUCUUCGACAUUCGCACACAAAAGCGUCUAAAAAGCAUUCAAAGUCCUCGACGCAACGAGUUUUGUCGCAUGGUUUUAAGUCCAGACCGGCGCUUUCUGUGUUAUUCCGAAGGGGAUUCCGUUGUUUUUAUUGAAAGUGGGACUCUCUCUCAAAUCGAAGAAGUCGAGUGUAGUCACCCCAAUGACGUCUGUUGGAAUGCGGUGAAUAACCAAAUCUUCGUUGGGACUGAAAUGGGGGAUGUUCUAGUACUCUUUGAUGACCAAUUGAGUACAAAAGGUGUUAUGUUGUGCAAAGACAAAGUCCACGAAAACCGGAAGCGAGAGGAAGAAGACUUUUGGCUCAAUCAUUUAGGAAAAGGGUCUGACGAGCAAACACAGCAAAGGCAAAAUGAAAAAGCACAUCGAAAACAAGACAAAAAGCGGAAGAAAGAAGUCAUCAAAACGGAUGAAAAAGCCGACUAUACCACUCAAGACCCGCGAACAGAAUUAUUCAAAUAUGUUGACAAGGAAGAUUUAAAAGCGGUGGAUGUCAAACAAUUACAAGAGGCCCAUGAAGACGUCUAUGAAGUCAUUCGCAAAGAUCAGUAA